CUCCCUUUUAGUCUCAGUUCUCAAUGCGACCACGUUGAACGCAUCCAGCUCACAGAAGCCACGGGGAAGGACCAGGCUGACAAGUUAUUCUGGGCCACGAUCAUUCCCAUUCGAAAGGCAUUCCUUAUUCUCCCGUUGAGCAGCCCACCACCGAAGCCAUGGCUCCGGACCUGAACACGAUGCCGCCCUCUCCUCGGCCGCUGCCUUCGGUCCCGCGUCUCACUUCCAGGAACACUUCGAGACGGACUUCUACCCAGAUGGCCCCACCUUCUAUCCCUCCGACUUCACCCUCGUUGAACAUUCUCCCCUCGAACCAGAACGCUGUAAAUCACAGCUCUCCUCCCUUAUCCUCUCCCAACAUGGCUACGGUAGCAACUGGGACCGCUGGUGUCACCGUCGGUGAUAACACAGGCGUGGGGACCGGCCCUGGUCCUUUGAGACACCCCAGGCCUUUGACUGCUGCUGAUUUGCAUCUUCAAUUGGAAAAGGAGCAAGAAGCUGUGGUCAAUCGAUUAACCCGCGAACUCUCCAUGCUACGAGCAGCACAGAACGCCUCCGUCGUCUCCAACACGUCCUCCACAUCCGCCGGUUUCCCCGACACAGGCGAUCACAACGCAAAUCACCUCCUCUCCGGUCCAAGCCACCCCGCUCCCUCCCAACGUCGACAUCACCGCUCCUCUUCUAGCACAAGUACCCGAAGCAUCACAGCACCCAGCCUGAGCACCGUCGGCGGGAUAGCAGGCAGCACUGCACCAUCCACAACAGCAGACCGCACACGCGGCAACCCACCCCGCCACGACUCAAUCCCACAAUCCAUAUCCCUCAGCCGGCAAAACUCCAUGAGUGGCUCAAGAAGAAGCGGAGCCAGCAGUCCCGCCCCCUUAUCCUCCGCUCAAUCGAGCUACCAACAUCCCGACCACUUCCCUUACUUUUACCAACAGCGACCAAGCUUAGCACCGCACCGAGAUCCUAGUUCCGGCAAUCUGAAUACGUUGAAUAGCGGGAAUGAGCUGAGGGCAGAAUCUGUCACGAGCGUGCAGACGACGGGACGGUAUGAGGAGACGGCGUAUCAUAGACAUGAGCUGGAUGUUGUUAAGCGAGAGAACGAGGCUUUGAAGCGUAGGAUUAGGGAAUUAGAGCGGACUUUGCGGGCUCGGCGGCAGAGCGAUGCGAGUGUUAACAGAGUCAGAAGCGAGAGUGUUUCUACAACGGCUAGUGUACGAGAGAGCAUUAGUGGCGUUGGCCGGGGCAGAGAGCGGGAAAAGGAUGGGGAGGACGAUGCUGUUCAGGUUGGAGAGAGUGCGAGGAGUUCGGGCAUGCUGCGGUGAUGCUGCGGUGGUGCCUGCUUGCUACGGAAGGGAAGUGAAGGGGAGGGAACUGAGUCUGUCAUUACGCUUUAUGAUGAUUACGAAAGGCGCUACUGAUCACGAGGGAACUGGACUGCAAGUCAGGAAAAGAAAGGCGUUUGUUGUAUAGUUCAGACAAGGGCGUUGACCUUCUUUUAGUGUGGUAGGUGGACAUGCCAGGAUGGAUUACACAAUGGAAUCAGUGGAAACAUCAUGCUAGGAUUGCAACUGGUUGUGAUGAUUUCUGCUUACUUUAACC
Molecule: messenger RNA, 1605 nt
Organism: Hyaloscypha bicolor E
Lineage: Eukaryota; Fungi; Ascomycota; Leotiomycetes; Helotiales; Hyaloscyphaceae
Exons: 2
Coding region: 159-1328 (389 amino acids)
Source: RefSeq, a predicted model, not a curated record